Messenger RNA from Drosophila teissieri, 2180 nucleotides. RefSeq lists its product as uncharacterized. The transcript has 10 exons. The record is from RefSeq and is a predicted model, not a curated record. Gene Ontology annotation, molecular function: actin filament binding. The coding region runs from base 16 to 2019 and encodes 667 amino acids. Lineage: Eukaryota; Metazoa; Arthropoda; Insecta; Diptera; Drosophilidae. Gene Ontology annotation, cellular component: plasma membrane; actin cytoskeleton. Gene Ontology annotation, biological process: actin filament bundle assembly.
GCCAACCAAAGUAACAUGGACACUCAGAAUCCAAACAGUUCAAAAAUUUCUUCCGGAAAUGGAUUACCCUCAAAAAAAUACAAAUCAAAAAGGUCAAAAACAAACGAACAUGAUAAUCAAAAUAUAAAUAUGAAAAAAAGUUUUUCAAAAUUCGAUGAUCUGCAAAAACGUAAUGUUAUUCAUGUACGUUCACAAGAUUCUAAAAAAGCACAAUCACUUUUUCGAUCUACAAUUACUGAGAAGCUAGAAAUCUGUCACCAAUGCAAGAAACCCGUAUACAAAAUGGAAGAGGUCAUUCUUAGGUUGAAGACAGAAACGACUAUUUUUCAUAAGACGUGCUUACGUUGCAACGACUGCGGCAAACACCUUAAAUUUGAUAGCUAUAAUGUUCAUGAUGGAAGUCUAUAUUGCUCUAUGCACUUUAAAUUAAUCUUCGCCCCGAAAGUAGUUUACGAAGAAUUUACGCCACGAAAACCAGAACUCAUAAUAAGAGAGAAUCAACCAAUUAUAUUACCGCCGGAUGUUGCUAGAGCAUCCGAUAAACCGAGUCUUGGUCUCGACGAGCUUCAACAACUAAAUCUUCGCUCAAAAUUUAAAGUUUUCGAAAAUGGCUUUAAGGAACAUAAUAAUUUAGUAGAACAUCAAGAUACUGCUUUUGCGCAUAAGAAGUCAAUACAGUCUACACUUACUAAGCUUCAUAAGCUAGGGAUACCUUAUUCAGAACUACAAAAAUUAGAUGAUAAUAACAACAGUGACAAUAAUAAUGAAACAACUGAUGACGAAAGCGACGUGAAUCUUAUGUGCUCAAAAAAGGACUUGAAAAGAGAAACCCCCGUAGGCUUGGGGGAAGCAAUGAAUGAUAUAAGAUCUAAGUUUGAGCAAGGUGACUUAAUGGCAAAGGAAGGGCGCCGCGAGGAAAGAAAACAAGAAAUACAAAAUAUACGCUCUCGAUUGUUUCUGGGUAAACAAGCAAAAAUAAAAGAAAUGUAUAAAUUAGCUGUUGCUGAAUCAGAACUGGCCGUUACAUCUGUUGGUAAAACCGCAGAUAUUCUUGUCAUUAAGCCCACUCAGGAAAUAAAGAACCGAUUUGAAAAUGGUGAAGUUUUUAAAGAUAGUAAAAUUCCAUCGAGCGAAGUAAGUUUUAGUAUUCAUGCGGAUGCGGAUGUAUUCGAGUCUGGAAUAAGCAAAGCAUCAAGAAAUAUCUUUAUGGAGCUAGAUGCAAAUAUAAUUUCGGGUUUGAGCAGUGAUGCGCAAUAUACCCUUCCCGAUAAGAAAAAUCGGGUACGUAAUCAAAAAGGGCAGGAGAAUACCGAUGUUGACGUUAUCAAAUCCGACUCAAAACCAGAAGAAGUUAAGGUCGCCACUGAAGAGUUGUCCCAAAAAUUUAAAUUCUUCGAAACGUAUUCUCCAGCCGAAAAUAAGAAAAAAAUAUUUCGCAUGACACCACCACGUGAGGGCGUUGAAAAGUUGCCAACUCCUGACUCAGAUCCGAAUCGUACAAUUAACACAAAUUUAUACAAUGAUAACAUUUUGCAGACAACAAAAACAAUGUCCACUAUUUUGAAUAAGUUUCGCGAGAUGGAAGAACAAAAAAUGAGUGAUAAACACAAGGAAAACACACCAAAGCCAUUGAAGUGUUUUACUCCACCACCUGAAAUUUCACGCCAUUUUAUUACAUCAGAUACUGAGGAUGAAAGCGAAAGUGACUAUGAACAGAAUAGUGAAGGCGACGAAAAGGGGUCUGAAAUUGGUCCUUCUAACUUUUGUAACAACGAUAAUGCGCUUCACGAGGCGCAAAAUGUUGCACGUGCUAAGCAAUUGAGAGCGAAAUUUGAAAAAUGGCAGGAUAACGAAAUAGAACGAGAAAUAAACGAAGGUCGCGUCGACAUAUAUUCACAGCUUAUUUCAAACGAAUCUAUUGAAAGUGCUAAAACAAUACGGGAACGCUUUGAAAAUAUGAAAAAUUCGAACACGAAACAAGAGAACACAUCAACAACUCAAAUAAAACGCUUUGUUUAACAUCGUGAUGGUCUACUAAUUACGAAUUAUCACCAAAGGCAUAUUUUAAGCAAUAUAUAUGCAUUCGUCCGAAAGAUGAUAACCUGGAAGCUUCGAAAUAAUAUCUUAUAUUUUAUAUGUCUUAUAUAAAUACAGUUUAGACAUUUUCAAUGUGGCAAAUA